Brassica rapa (field mustard) is the source of this 852-nucleotide messenger RNA. Its product is annotated as protein C2-DOMAIN ABA-RELATED 10. The record is from RefSeq and is a predicted model, not a curated record. Lineage: Eukaryota; Viridiplantae; Streptophyta; Magnoliopsida; Brassicales; Brassicaceae.
AAAUCGGUAAAACUUGUUAAAACCACUCUCUUCCUUUCUAAUCAAUUAAUCAUCAGCCUCAAGUCUCUUUCCUUUUUUCCAAUCAUUCCUCGUUAUCUCCAAAGCUCCGUUAAUCUAAUCAUCUCCAAUCUUUAUCAAAAAUCCAAUGGAUCAAAGGCCUCUGGGAUUGCUAACGAUCCACGUCAAAAGAGGGAUUAAUCUCGCCAUUCGCGACCAUAGAAGCAGCGAUCCUUAUGUUGUUAUCACCGUCGCCGACCAGACAUUGAAGACGCGCGUGGUGAAGAAAAACUGCAACCCUGUAUGGAAUGAAGAAAUGACCGUUGCUAUCAAAGAUCCCAAUGUCCCUAUCCGCUUGACAGUGUUUGACUGGGACAAGUUCACUGGAGAUGACAAGAUGGGAGAUGCAAACUUAGACAUUCAACCCUACUUAGAGUCUCUCAAAAUGGGGAUGGAGCUUCUGAGGCUACCUAAUGGGUGCGCUAUCAAAAGGGUUCAGCCGUCCAGGCACAACUGUUUAUCUGAUGAAAGUAGUAUUGUGUGGAACAAUGGUAAGAUCACGCAAGACAUGAUCCUUAGGCUAAACAAUGUCGAGUGCGGCGAGAUUGAGGUCAUGCUUGAAUGGCAUGAAGGUGCUGGUUGCAGAGGUAUCACUUCCAAAGGAGUAGGUGGAGGCUCUUCCUCUACCUAAAGAAAAUAUGGUUGUUCUUGUUGUCGUGUAUACCUGUUUGAAUGAAUUGAUCUAUUGUUGUUGUUGUUGUUUCCAUAUGAUGUAGACUUUUUUGUAUCUCUUCCAUUUGAAUGUCCUUCGAGUGUGUAUUGCAGUUUCUGUUUUGGGAUCUCUUACAUUUCAGA